AUGAGCGACGCGAACCCUCCCAGAGUCGAACUUUUUGUGAAGGCGGGGAACGACGGGCAGAGCAUCGGGAACUGUCCUUUCUCUCAGCGACUCUUCAUGGUCCUGUGGCUGAAAGGAGUGACCUUCGACGUGACCACGGUCGACAUGAGGAGGAAGCCCGAGAUCCUGAAGGACCUGGCGCCCGGGGCCCAGCCUCCUUUCCUGCUCUACGGCAACGAGGUCAAGACGGACACCAACAAGAUCGAGGAGUUUCUGGAAGACACCCUCUGCCCUCCAAAAUAUCCACGUUUAGCCGCUCGUAACCCAGAAUCCAACACUGCAGGAGUCGACGUCUUCUCCAAGUUUUCUGCCUACGUCAAGAACUCCAACCCACAAAUGAACGACAACCUGGAGAAGGGCCUGCUGAAAGCCCUGAAGAAGCUGGACGACUUCCUGGGUUGUCCACUUCCUGAUGAGAUCGACGAGAACAGCGCCGAUGAUGUCACUUCCUCCUCGCGCAGCUUCCUGGACGGAGCGGACCUGACGCUGGCCGACUGCAACCUGCUGCCCAAGCUGCACAUCGUCAAGGUUGUGUGUUUGAAGUACCGUAAGUUCAGUAUCCCAGAGUCGCUCUCCAACCUGUGGCGUUACCUGAACGCAGCCUACGCCCGCGAGGAGUUCGCCUCCACCUGCCCCGUGGACGACGAGAUCCACUUCGCCUACUCCUCAGUGGCUAAAGUGCUCAAGUAG
Molecule: messenger RNA, 729 nt
Organism: Knipowitschia caucasica
Lineage: Eukaryota; Metazoa; Chordata; Actinopteri; Gobiiformes; Gobiidae
Source: the annotation of a GenBank genome assembly